Thelazia callipaeda (thelaziosis nematode) is the source of this 1110-nucleotide messenger RNA. Lineage: Eukaryota; Metazoa; Nematoda; Chromadorea; Rhabditida; Thelaziidae. The record is from the annotation of a GenBank genome assembly.
AUGGUUCGUUCUGUUAUGUCGAGUAGUCACAAUUUGCAUAUUGGUCUCAUUUUUGUAGCAUGGUAUUUCAUUAGCUCAGCGUCCAGUGUCUUGAGCAAAAUUACACUGCAGAAUUAUCCGUAUCCAAUGACAAUAGCCUUAGCAUCUUUGUGUUGUGUGGAUCUUUGCUCGACUCCUCUACUUCGAAUAUGGCGUGUCAAGCAGUCUAUCAUAUCAAAGUAUCACUUGACUUAUUACAUUAUACCAAUUUCGAUUGGGAAGGUGAUUGCUGUUGUUAGUGCAUAUAUAAGUGUUGGAAAAGUAUCGGUAUCAUAUGUUCAAACGAUAAAAGCAACAAUGCCGUUGUUUGCUGUUGUUUCGGCUCGAAUUGUUUUGAAAGAGCGUCAGUCAAAGCGUGUUUAUUUAUCAUUAAUCCCAAUAGUAAUUGGUGUUACAAUAGCAACAGUUACCGAGAUAUCAUUUGAUUUAGGUGGUUUACUGAGUGCUCUGUUAUCGACUGGUAUUUAUUCGGUUUUGAACGUUUUCGUCAAAAAGGUAUUGGAAGGGACUGAUAUUCAUCCACUUUAUUUGCUCGCAUUAAAUUCCCGAAUUGCUGCCAUUUUGCUCUUUCCAAUAUGGUGCCUACAUGAUGGCUUAAUAUUGUGGCAUGGGGCGGAAAUGAGCAUCAAUGAAAAAUCACCUCACGAAAUAAACUUCAUCACUUAUUUAUUGUGUUCUGGUUUACUCUCGUUUUUACAAAAUCUAUGUGCCUUCACAUUAAUUAAUCACCUAUCUCCGCUUUCAUAUGCCGUUGCAAGUGCUGCAAAACGUACAACUGUGAUAUCAGCAUCGUUAUUCACGCUGCGUAAUCCAGUUACGCUAACCAAUGCUUUUGGCAUGCUGCUAUCUAUAUUUGGCGUUUUAAUUUAUAAUCAGGUUAGGUCACUUAUUACAUUCUUUAAUAACUUUUGCGAAGAGUUUCAUACACCUAGAUGCGAUUUGCCUGGAACAUGCAAUGAUUUAACUAUAUUUGUUGAUUCAAAAACUCCUGUAAAUGGCCGAUUUAUGAGUAAUGGAAGCCAUAAACCAGAUUUGUUCAAAAUUGAGCGGUUCCAUAUGGCUAGUUAUUGA